Guillardia theta CCMP2712 is the source of this 1371-nucleotide messenger RNA. RefSeq lists its product as hypothetical. The record is from RefSeq and is a predicted model, not a curated record. NCBI's taxonomy places the organism in Eukaryota, Cryptophyceae, Pyrenomonadales, Geminigeraceae. Gene Ontology annotation, cellular component: Fanconi anaemia nuclear complex. The coding region runs from base 1 to 1371 and encodes 456 amino acids. Gene Ontology annotation, biological process: interstrand cross-link repair. The transcript is spliced from 15 exons.
AUGCUGGUUCAGAUCAUGCUUCUAGAGCCGUCGAUGAAGCUGGCAGAGCUGGCUCGUCACGUGAUGGAAGAGGUCGAGGGGUCAGGGCCUGCCUUUGAAGUCUGCCUCCGUAUCCAACUCGCGCCCACCAACGUCCAACGAUGCGUCUUUGACUUGAUCUCAUCGAGAUGGGAUGAGUUGUCUCUCUCGUUGCAAAGGUUGCCGACGAGUUUCAAGCAUCUCAUGGGAGGUGCGAAUACACUCGCAAACGAGAGACUGAUACUUGACAAGGAGAAUGUCGAUGCCAUCGCCAAGGCCUUCUAUGACUUCCACGUUAAGCUGAUGCGAGCAUGCGUGUUACACCCCCCGAGGCCUGCGAAACUAGGAGGAACAGCGAAGACAGCUGAGAGAAGCGGGAGAGAGACAUGUAGUGGCUCAGAAACAGACAUGCGAGAGAAAGCAUCGCCAAACGUGACUCCCCACAAGCGCAAAAGAGAAGCAGCUUCACUCGAAGAGAGAGAAGAGAAACAGCAGUCUAACCGGGGCACCUCAACAAGUGAUGCGGAGCUUCUCAGUGAUAAAGAGACGCUGUCCCUCCAACAUCUCAAGACGGCGUUACGAGCAUUGAAACCGCACGCCAAGAGUUCGGAUCUCCCGCAAGCAUUGAAAGAUGUGGUCAAGAUGGAACGUGCAGAGCAAGCCUGGAAUUCUCUCAAAAUGGAGGAGUUGGGAGAUGAUCUUUUCUGUCUAGUCUCUGAUCAUAUUCUCGAUGACUCUUCGGGACACAGAGAGGCCUCCUGCUACAUGAGAAACGUCUUUGUGCCAAGAAUCAAGCUUCUCGCUCAGCCCGCGUCUCGAGUUCUUCUGGGCACCAUCAUGAACGCUGUGACGAGGCAUUCCCAUGCUGCAAGGGACAGCUUUGUCCUCCCUCUGCUUGAACAUCCAGACCUAGGGACCGCACAGAUCGAAGUGCUCACACGCGUGAUCAAAGAGGGUUUCACGGCACAGACUCAACUUGCUCUUCUCGAUGCGCUGCUGGAUGUCGUCGACAUGAAACGAGGAUCACUCACAGAUGCUGCACAGCCUCAUCCGUUUCAACAUGCUCACGUCGCGAUCGUGCACUCCAUCCUCCUACUCAAGCCUCCGAUCCCUCAAGUCUCUCUGGGAAAACUCGUUAUUAUGCUGGUGGAGCUCGUUCGAAGGGAGAGAGACUGCAAUGCUCCCGUCAUGUUGCAAUCACUCAAGUUCUCCAAUUUGGUUCUCGCUAUCGUCUCUAAGUAUGGCAGCGAGGUGACGGCGAGCAUCGACAACCUUGACGAGGUCGCCGACUUGCUGUGCACUACCUUGAAGAAGCCAAUCAAGAGCAUGAUCUCCCGAAUCAAGUCCAGGUAG